CCUUCACAGGAAACAGUAAAAGAGAAAGCCUUUGGAACGUGAUACGCCCGUCCGCCCUGCCCCCCCAGUCCGGCUUACGGUCGUUUUACGACAGUGUCCGAUCGCAGGCUUGCUUUCCGGUAGCGUGGUCUGACGCUUCGCUCAAUUUCCGUCAGCGUAGCUCUGGCUACCCACAGCUGUGGGGUUCGAAAGUUCGAGUCCCACUGCGGGAAUGAGCCUCUUUGACCUCUUUCGGGGCUUUUUCGGCUUUUCUGGACUUCGGAGCCACAGAGAUCCCUUUUUUGGAGGGAUGACUCGCGAUGAAGAUGAAGAUGAUGAGGAAGAAGAAGGAGCCAUGUGGGGCCGUGGGAGCUCGAGAUUUGAGGGUCCCCAGCCCCCCGAGGAAUUUGGCUUCGGCUUCAGCUUCAGCCCAGGAGGAGGGAUGCGUUUCCACGAUAACUUCGGCUUUGAUGACCUAGUACGGGAUUUCAAUAACAUCUUCAGCGAGAUGGGGGCCUGGACCUUGCCUUCCCGCCCUCCUGAACUUCCAGGUCCUGAGUCAGAGACACCUGGUGAGAGACGGCAGGAAGGACAGACGCUUCGGGACUCAAUGCUUAAGUAUCCAGAUAGUCACCAGCCUAGGAUCUUUCGUGGGGCCUUGGAGAGUGACGCAAGAACUGAAUCCUCCAAACCAGCACCAGGCUGGGGCUCCCAGAGACCUUUUCAUAGGUUUGAUGAUACGUGGCCUGUGACCCCCCAUUCUAGAGCCAGAGAGGACAAUGAUCUUGAUACCCAGGUUUCCGAGGAGGGCCUUGGCCCAGUUCUGCAGCCCCAGCCCAAAUCCUAUUUCAAGAGCAUCUCUGUGACUAAGAUCACUAAGCCAGAUGGGACAGUAGAGGAGCGCCGGACUGUGGUGGACAGUGAGGGCCGGAAAGAGACCACAGUAACCCAUCAAGAAGCAGGUGGCUCUCCUAGAGAUGGUCCAGAAUCACCAACACCUCCAUCCCUGGAUGAUGCCUUUUCCAUCCUGGAUUUGUUCCUAGGACGUUGGUUCCGGUCCCGGUAGCCUUGUUAACCCUCAGAGGCCUUUAGGUUCUUUUUGCCUCCCACCCUUUGCUCACCAGCAAUGGGCUUAGUUCUCCUCCUGCCACGUCAGCACCUUGGGUGUGUGGAACAGUGAAUUGGGGGUAUGUCAGUAUGUCACUCACCCAGACUGACCAAUAAAACCUUUAUUUAUGCUAA
Orcinus orca (killer whale) is the source of this 1221-nucleotide messenger RNA. RefSeq names its product HCLS1 associated protein X-1 (gene HAX1). The coding region runs from base 212 to 1045 and encodes 277 amino acids. Gene Ontology annotation, biological process: regulation of actin filament polymerization; negative regulation of apoptotic process. NCBI's taxonomy places the organism in Eukaryota, Metazoa, Chordata, Mammalia, Artiodactyla, Delphinidae. The transcript has 7 exons. The record is from RefSeq and is a predicted model, not a curated record. Gene Ontology annotation, cellular component: mitochondrion; clathrin-coated vesicle; actin cytoskeleton.